Molecule: messenger RNA, 1548 nt
Organism: Fulvia fulva
Lineage: Eukaryota; Fungi; Ascomycota; Dothideomycetes; Mycosphaerellales; Mycosphaerellaceae
Exons: 3
Coding region: 1-1548 (515 amino acids)
Source: RefSeq, a predicted model, not a curated record
AUGUCCAAAUGGAAUUCCUUCUGGAGCUGGUGUGGGAGAUUUGGCGCAAAGGUAGCUAACACAUGGAUCCUGGAAAUCGCUGCUAUUUCCUUUAGCAUCAUCUGCCUUCUGACAUUGGUGGGCGUCUUAUCAUCGGCAGCAGGCCAAGAGAUCCAAUCCUGGAGCGGCGUCACCUUGAACACGCUGGUGUCUCUUCUUGCUACGGCUUGUAAGCUGAGCGCUCUCUUUGCUCUUGCGUCAGCCAUCGGCCAGUCGAAAUGGAAUUCCUUCUCACGCGGACCGCGGUCACUGCUACAAUUCGAGACCAUAGAUCUCGCCAGCCGGAGUGUAGUCGGAUGCUUGCAGAUGGUGUUCCAGACACGAAUCGCGUUCCUCGGAGCCAUCGCCUUCAUUGUCGCGUUUGGGUUUGACCCCUUCGCGCAGCAACUUGUGCAGUACAAGACUUUUGUGGAGUACACGCCUGGUGGCAACGCUUCUGUACCAUUUGCGCACAGGUAUAGUCGAGGUACCCGCACCGAGGUGGGAGGGACACUCCCUCCCCGGGCGAACGCCAUGGCAGAUUUUGCGCUGCAAGCAGCCACGAUGAACGGUCUCGUCCUCCACCCUGAGGCUAUCUCGCAACAGCUCGCUGUAACGUGCACAUCUGGCAACUGCACAUGGCCACCUGUGGACUCGCUGGCUGUUUGCAGUCGGUGCAGUGACAUUACUGAACACAUUGAGACUACGGAAGAGAAGGAGGGAGAAGCAGCGUUGUGGCCGUCCUUGUCCCAAGGCGCUCCUCCAAACAUGUUUUGUCGGAAUACAACAACUCAUACGCUGCCGAACCAGCUCUAUAUUCAGAACUGCGAUGAAACACCCGCUUAUGUGCCAAUGACGAUGUUGAGUACUGCCGAUCCUGCAAUGACGGUCAGCAUGAAGGGUAUGGACACUCUCUUCUUCUCGACUGCGGUACUACGCACGAGUUCUCAAGUCAAUGCCUCGGCCAUUGACUGGUCCGAUACUCCCAUAGCAGCGACAGAAUGCUCGCUCCGCUUCUGCGUCAAGACGUUUGAGACGAAUAUCACGAACAACCGUAUAUCAGAGCAUUCGCGGGAAAUCUUAGCUGUACGAUCGCCUCGCUCGUGGGUGCAACUACAUGGCGAGUUCAAUGAUCGCCUAGACUUGCCUGAGGGUCAUGCUUCCGACGACUUGCAUUACGACAGUGUGAAUGCUUCUAUCGACCGCACAGACCUAAUGCUUGGCGACCAGUACAACAUCUCUCAGGAGGCAGUCUACGGCAUCGGCUCUUUCUUCAGGGAUCUCCUCAGUGUCAAUCUCACUACGAAAAACUCAGAAGGGGGAAUCGAUGGUAGAAUCAAUGGUUUCUACAUGAAGGACAGACAAUCCCAGCCCGCUAUUGCCGCAGUCUUGUACAACAGCUCGGACCUUGGCGCGACGUUCGAAGCACUUGCCGCCAGCAUGAGCAACGCCAUACGUGUUGGAGGAGAUGACUCUUUACAACACCCUGGCGAUGACGGCCGCUUGGUCACCAAAUACCGCAUCGACUGA